UACCCAGACUUACCCUCGCACUACAGACUCAUCUCAGUGCUUGGAGAAGGUGCCUUUUCCACCGUAUACAAGGCUGUCGACACCAAACAGAAUGACUUGACAGUUGCCAUUAAAGUCAUCAACAAGGCUAACCUCUCAGCCAAACAGUACCACAACAUCAAAAACGAAAUACUCAUCAUGAAACGGGCCAGCGCCCAGCCACAUCCCAACAUCAUCAAACUAUUGCAUUCCGUCAACACUCACGACCACUGCUUCCUCGUAUUGGAAUACUGCAACGGCGGUGAGAUCUUCAACAAGAUUAUCGAGUACACCUACUUUUCCGAGCCCUUGUCACGCCAUGUGUUCAAGCAGUUGGUGUCUGCCAUCGACCAUUUGCAUAAGAACGACAUCGUUCAUCGUGACAUCAAGCCAGAGAAUCUACUCUUCCUCAAGAUCCCAUACUUUGCCCGCUCAACUGAAGAGUUCAAGCUGGUUUUGCGUAAAUCAGACGAUGGUUCUAAAGUAGACGAAGGUGAGUUUCAACCCAGUGUAGGCGGGGGCACCAUUGGCAUCAUCAAACUCGCUGAUUUUGGUCUUGCUAAACAGUUGAUGCCUCGCGUAAACUCUUCAACCAACUUGAAGACCCCCUGCGGAACAGCUGGUUACACGGCGCCCGAGGUAAUAACCUGUAAUUCUAGUGAUGGUGGAAAGAAGAAACUCUUCUUCAACAACGCAUCUAAGAAGAAUUACUACUCUAAGUCUGUGGAUAUCUGGUCUUUAGGCUGUUUGCUCUAUACCAUUCUCUGCGGCUUUCCUCCUUUCUACGACGACGACUCCAACCAAUUGACAACCAAGAUUAUCAACGGAGACUUUGUUUUCUUGAAGCCAUGGUGGGACGAAAUCAGCAACGAAGCCAAGGACUUAAUUACCCGGAUGUUGAACACUGAUCCAGAAGAAAGAAUUACCGUAGAAGAAAUCUGGCAACACCCAUGGGUCAGAGUAGAAGAAGAGGAUGUUCCUCAACAUUACUUCGAGGCUGUUGAACAGAAGUACGAGGUUAUGCAUAUCGAAAACAACGAGUCGGACAAGUCUGAUCCAGACCACUUAACCUUUAAGUUACCCAACCAGCCAUUGCAGUCCCCUAGAGCUCAAGCAAUCAGGAAAGUAUUUGACAAUCAUGCUAUCAUGGAAUCGCUUGAACAGGACGAGGAGGACUCUAAAAACAUUCAGUACUUUGCCUAUGACGAAGAAGACGAAGAGGAGGAGCCGGAAUUCAUCGAGAAUGUCCUUCUGAAAGGGGAAAAACACAAGGUUUACCCAAAGUCCCCUAAUCCCAUCUCUCUCAACUUCAAGGAUGUGUUCAGUAUCAAAAAGAGUGCAUUUUCACAUGGUCUUGAGUACAGUGACGAUGAAGAUGACGAUGCUGACGAUGACAACGACGAGGAUUCAGAACUCGAAGACCAGGUUACGAGCUUGAAUCCUACUGAAUUUUCGGGUUUGAAACGUAAAAAAGAUGAGUUUUCUAGUGCCAACUCGUCUUCAGAAAAUGAUCUUGAUUAUCAAACAAGAUCGUCAUCGAUAAUUUCCGGAAUAAACGGAGAGUUCAAAUUCACCCUCAGUUUGAAUGAUUCCAACUUGAUCACUAGAAGAAGAUCCUCCACCAUC
This is a messenger RNA of Scheffersomyces stipitis CBS 6054, 1644 nucleotides long. RefSeq lists its product as uncharacterized. The transcript has 3 exons. Gene Ontology annotation, biological process: protein phosphorylation. The annotation marks the transcript as partial. Gene Ontology annotation, molecular function: ATP binding; protein kinase activity. The record is from RefSeq and is a predicted model, not a curated record. Lineage: Eukaryota; Fungi; Ascomycota; Pichiomycetes; Serinales; Debaryomycetaceae.